This is a messenger RNA of Heterobasidion irregulare TC 32-1, 861 nucleotides long. RefSeq lists its product as uncharacterized. The transcript is spliced from 2 exons. The record is from RefSeq and is a predicted model, not a curated record. The coding region runs from base 1 to 861 and encodes 286 amino acids. Lineage: Eukaryota; Fungi; Basidiomycota; Agaricomycetes; Russulales; Bondarzewiaceae.
AUGGCGUAUGCACCUCCUGUAGCAGUGUUUGCUGCGUUCUCUAUAGACCCGGUUGCCACAGUUGAGGCCCUGCAAGAUCCUUCCGUCACCGCUAUCGCUCGUAUGAUGUCUCCUCGCAAGUACGUUGGAUUCAUAUACGACGUCAUUUCGAAAAGUCGUCCCCGUCAUCGUUGCACAUUCUCCGUGGUUAAUCGAGGCUUACCUGAAAUUUCGAAGAAGAGGUUUAUCGAUGCAUCUAUGUGUGUGCCAAUCUCCCCCACCACAUACCACCCACUCGGCCGAGAACCUUUCCACCCAAAUAAGCUUCUGCCCUGGAAGGACUUGUACACCGCUGACACGCGAGUUACUUUGCGCGUGGUGACAAAGUUGAUGGAUACCCGCCCUGCUGUGACGAUCUCCGAACAGGACCUCAACCGUAUCUAUCGGAUUGCCGUUGAGGAUGCCACCCAUCAACGAAAGCUGGCACUCGGCCAAGUGCCGUUUAUUGACGGACCGCCCAUACCAUCCGACGCUCAGACUUCCGGCACGGUCGAUGAUUAUAGCUCGGAGUUUGAUUACGAAGUUGAAGAUCCAGGCGACGAGCCACGGCCGCCUGAGUGGUUUCCUCAGAUCGAUCCAGAAGCUUUUGCAGAACAUCGUCGGAGGCUUGCCGCUCUGGACGCAAGCACGGCCCCGAAUUCGGAUGAGGAAGAGGAACCUGAUAGCGAUGACAGUUUUUCAUCUUUGUCCACUUGGAGUCUGAAGGAGAACCCUGCCUACAUGACUAUGCCCAUCGUCAACGUGGAAUAUGAUCUCUCAACUGUCGGGGAACUCAACGAUCCUCAGCUGCUUCUCGACGAGAUGGCCGCUCUAGAAAUGUGA